UUUCACUCCAAAGGCACGUACAAGUGUGAUGAGGAUCAUACGUGGGUGAGCCCUGAAGCUGGCAAGGAGAUGCCCAUCUGUGAGCCAGUGUGUGGGAAGCCGAAGAACCCCCCAAGGCAGAUGCAGCGCAUCAUCGGGGGCCUGCUGGCUAGGAAGGGCAGCUUCCCUUGGCACCCCCGCCACAACCUCACCGUGGGGGCUACGCUCAUUGGUGAUCAGUGGCUGCUGACCACGGGCAGGAACGUCUACCUGAACCACACUGAGAACACCAAGCCAGAGGAGAUUGCCCCUACGCUGCAGCUCUUCCUGGGCAGUCAGGAGUCUGCCUUGGGCAUUGAGCGUGUGGUGCUGCACCCUAGCUACCCGGAGGCUGUGGAUCUGGCCCUGCUGAAGCUCAAGCAAAAGGUGCUCCUCGGAGAGGAGGUCAUGCCUAUCUGCCUGCCCCAGAAGGACUAUGUGCGCCCGGGGCGGGUGGGUUACAUCUCGGGCUGGGGCCGUGGUGCCACCUUUGCCUUUCCCGAUAUGCUGAAGUAUGUGAUGCUGCCGGUGGCAGAGGGUGAGAUGUGCAGGCAGUACUAUGAGGCGCGGAAUGAGUCCUACUGGGUCCAGCCCAUCCUUAGCAACGACACCUUCUGCGUGGGCAUGAGCGAGCUGCGGGAGGAUACGUGCUAUGGGGAUGCCGGCGGUGCCUUCGCCGUGCAGGACCCCGAUGAUGACACCUGGUACGCGGCUGGCAUCCUCAGCUACGACAAAACCUGUACGGCCUCCAAGUAUGGCGUAUAUGUGGACGUGCAGCGUGUCCUGGCCUGGGUCAAGGAGAUGGUGGCGGCUGGCUGA
This is a messenger RNA of Cariama cristata (Red-legged seriema), 837 nucleotides long. RefSeq names its product haptoglobin-like. Lineage: Eukaryota; Metazoa; Chordata; Aves; Cariamiformes; Cariamidae. Gene Ontology annotation, molecular function: serine-type endopeptidase activity. Gene Ontology annotation, biological process: proteolysis; acute inflammatory response. The record is from RefSeq and is a predicted model, not a curated record.